AUUCAUGAAAACCAAGCUUGAGGGAUGUGCUCAUAAACUGAUAAGUGGUAAAAAUUAGAAUCAGUUAGAAUAAUACACGAAGUAUCGAAGUAUCUGAAUCUUCAGAGCGUUAUUAACGGAAAUUAUUAAUUACACUUGGUAAGGAAUUCUGUUUUCUUCAACUGUUAUGGAUAUGGUGACCACGAAUUUGCAACAACAACGUCAAAUCACGGAGCAGCUACGCCGUGAAGCUGCUAUAAAGCGAAUUACGGUCAGUAAAGCAGUGGAGGAUAUUAUGAAAUAUAUUACGGAGCACGAGCAGGAGGAUUAUCUUUUGGUUGGUUUCUCAUCUCAAAAGUCGAAUCCCUUUCGUGAGAGGAGUUACUGUACCCUUUUUUAAGCUCUCAUGCUUAAAAUGAGGACCAAUCAUCAUUUUAAUUUUCUUCAUAAACCAUUACAAUUUUGAUAUGUAUUUAACUUAUUAUGUUAUCAGAACAAUGUAUUGAAUCUACUUAUUUGUAUUCAAGCAUUCAUUUAAUUGAUUCAAGUCAUUUUGCAUUUUCACUUUAAUUUUUGUUCAAUACAAACAUGAAAGAAUAUUAUUUGUACAUUUGGAAUUUAUAUUUGAAGAAUCGUGGCCAGAUUGAUGAAGAUUCUACUAUUGUGAUUUUAUUGGCCUAACAUAGCAUAAUAGAAAGCACAGAAGGUUUCUAUAUUAUACAUACAUUUAUACAUAAAUAUAAAAUGGUAUUUUGUACAGUGUUGAUCUUCCAAAAAUGUUUAACAUGUUGUAGUAUUUUUUACAUGCUAAAAGUGACCUAAAAACCUGUUAUUUGACAAGUCUAUUUUUCAUGGUAUUUACACGAUAUAAGAUGAAAGUAACUAUUUUAAAUAUGUAUGUAUGCUUAAAACCAAUGUACUUUUGUACAAUUUAUACUGUUGAUUAUGGAAACCUGAAGGAUAUUAAACUAAUAAUGAAAUAAAAAGAUAUAAAAACA
Messenger RNA from Ceratina calcarata, 977 nucleotides. It is a transcript of the gene Ggamma1, whose product is annotated as guanine nucleotide-binding protein subunit gamma-1. Gene Ontology annotation, biological process: G protein-coupled receptor signaling pathway. The record is from RefSeq and is a predicted model, not a curated record. The transcript has 2 exons. NCBI's taxonomy places the organism in Eukaryota, Metazoa, Arthropoda, Insecta, Hymenoptera, Apidae. Gene Ontology annotation, cellular component: heterotrimeric G-protein complex. Gene Ontology annotation, molecular function: G-protein beta-subunit binding. Bases 167 to 379 code for a protein of 70 amino acids.